Messenger RNA from Diorhabda carinulata, 7333 nucleotides. RefSeq names its product E3 ubiquitin-protein ligase lubel (gene LUBEL). Gene Ontology annotation, molecular function: K48-linked polyubiquitin modification-dependent protein binding; ubiquitin protein ligase activity; K63-linked polyubiquitin modification-dependent protein binding. Lineage: Eukaryota; Metazoa; Arthropoda; Insecta; Coleoptera; Chrysomelidae. The transcript has 22 exons. The coding region runs from base 125 to 7165 and encodes 2346 amino acids. The record is from RefSeq and is a predicted model, not a curated record. Gene Ontology annotation, cellular component: LUBAC complex. Gene Ontology annotation, biological process: protein linear polyubiquitination.
AGAACGACGACCAGUCACCAGUUGAACGGCAUCGGUUCGUUUUUCGAUUGAUAUUCUCGCAAGUGCAUCCGAGUUGCUAUUUUUUUUUUUUUUUUUAUCCGUUUCGUAGAAAAUUCGCACCACAAUGAACAAUAAGGGUGAAAAAUGGAGGCCGAUGCACAUAUCUAACCCAUCUACACGCCUCCGGAUGGCAAGAAACAUGCCCCAAUGGAUGAGUAAAUCAGGAAACAGUUUCCCAGCACCGCCUGUGCCGAAAGAGGAACACAGACAAACGCAAUUAAAUCAUAGACAAACAAUUGAUGAACCAGAUUAUGAAGUUAUCGAAUUUGGACAAUAUUCCAAUGAUGUACCCCCGUUACCAGAAAAAAAUAUCAAUAAUAGAAAAAAAGAUGGUUUACACUGUCAAUUAUGUGGAUCUUCUGCUUCUAGUGUACAUUGCGAUCAAUGUAAACAAAUUUUUUGCCUCUCCUGCGAUGAUAUGUAUCAUAGGCACCCAAAACGACAGACUCAUACUAGACGGCGACUGGAAGAGACUAUUCGACCGCCUUUACCACCUAAAGGAGAAGCUAUCUUAGCUCCCGUACCACCUCCCAGACGACAUAGACGAGCGGGAUCACUUGGACCCUCUCCCUGCCCCAGCCCGUUACCAAUUAGGCACUCACAGGUGAAUAGAUCAUCGACGAUGCCGAGGCGAGAGAGUCACGGGGGGUUUUGUCUUACAGAUAAAACGUCGAGUUUUAAAAGAGACAGUUUCGGAAGUAGACCAUUACCACCACCCCCAAAUUCUUAUCAACGUGACAUGUCGUCAGUGGAUUUAAAUAGCAGAGGACUCGUUCCCAGUCCGAGUCCGUCGUUGCAGCAGCGUUAUAAGCAACACCAAUUAGCAAUGAAAGGAACUUUAUCUAAUACUUCAUCAGAUUUUGAGCGGAAUUCCAGUAAAGAUACGGGAUUCCCGGGAUCGGAAAGCGGACAAUGGAAUGUUAGAUCGAGAGCGGGUAGUGUAUCCGGAUCGGAUAUCGGUAGAAACGUUUCGAGGAGGUUCGAUACGUUUCAUCCCGAUAGAGAACAUCCCGUGGCGCAUCACCAGCACGGAUUCGUGCCCGUACAACAGGCCCAAUCGCUGGCUAACUUGAACUAUCCGCCAUCUUGUUGUCCGACGCCGUGGAUGAACCAAUUCGGAUACGAUCAUCAACUUCACGGCAGCAACCUCAGUUUAAAUAUGGCUCCCAGGGGGUAUAUGAUGAAUCCCGUUUGGAUGAAUCCCUGGAAUAACAACGUCCCGAUGUACCCGUCGCCGUUUUCGAUGUCGAUUAGCAACAUGCAUCCGAGUGGGGUUCAAGGUUUCCAACAUUCGAGACCCCCUUCUCCGACGCAAAGCGUCAAAUCGAGAAAAUCGAACCAGAGUCGAAGAAGUCGGAAAAAAUACGUCGAAGAUACCGAAGACGAGGACGAAGACGAUCGAAGAUCCACUUUCAGCGAUAGAAGAUCGUCGCGCGGUCGAUUUUCCGCGAAAAGGGAAAUUCCCGAGCGACCGAUAAAUAAAAGAAGUAUACAUACGCCAUCUAGCGAUACCGACGACGAAUUAUCGGACGGUAGUAACCGAUUAAAAAGUGUCGGUAAAGAAGGAAACCGCACCGAACAAAUCGAGGCUCGAUGGGAAUGCGAGCAUUGCACGUUCGUUAACGAACCGAACACUAAAGUGUGUCAGGUGUGUUGCAAGACGUCUUCGACUAUUAAAACGAUAAAUAAAAUCGAAGAAGAAAAGGGGAAACAACAAAUUAAUAUGUCCAGCGACGAUUUCAGUCGGGAUUAUAGCGAAACCGAAUCGGUUUUGAAUAAAUUGGGCAAAAUGCGGACGUCGGAUACGGAAACGAAGAAAGGAGAAGAAGAUUCUUGCUCGGUUAUCAGUGACGUGGAUAAAAUAAAUAACGAAUCGAAAGAGACUGUUAGUUUGAGUGAAGUGAAAACUGAUUGUGCCGGUGAAAAUAAAUCUCGUCAAAAUGUCACUUCUAUUUCUACUGGAACGUCGCCGCCUCCCCAAAACAUAUCUACGCAGACUUACGAAGAUGUACCUUUAGAACAAAACCGCUAUCCUCCAAGAGGUAGAAGUCGUAACCGUAAUAAUUAUUUGAAACGUUCUCAAUCUUUACAUUCGCCUAAUUCAGAAUGGUCAUCGUUGCACAGAUCGACAAGUAGAAUGUCUUAUACAUCAGACUCCCAGAGUUUACCGGGGAGCAGAGAAACGAGCCCUAUACCGUACGUCGACGAAUCUCUGUUGAAUAAAAGAAAUAAUUCAACAAAACACCGACCGUCUCAGCCAGAUAUUAGACAAUCGCGUAGUAUAUUGGACCUAAGGAAACCGGAGUUGUACAGGAGACCCAGCCAGAUCGAUCUCGCAUACCACAGGACGGAAAAUUCGAAUCAAAGUCACCUUAGGCCAGAAGCUUUUCAGCAUCAUUUUGAACGAAACGUCGCCGAAACUAAUGGAUACGAUCAUUUCCAAACGUCAGGCAUGGAAAUCGUAAAAUUAUUAAGGGAAGCCGAACAGUACAAAUAUACUGCCGACGAAGUACAAGCAGCACUUUUACACUGUAAAGAUAAUAACCCGAUUGAAUGGUUGAAGGAAAAUUGGGAAAAUACAAUUUCCAGUGUUCAAACAUUAGCUACACAAUUGGGUCGCGAAGGACCAAUUAAUAUAGUCGGUACGGUGUCUAAAACCGAAGCCAGAGACGCAUUAAGGAAACAUAAAGGUAAUUUAUGGCCGGCAGUGGAAGAAUGCGUAGAAAUGCGUCAAAAAAAGUAUGCGGAAUUGGCUUCAAGAGGGGACUAUAAUCGCGAAGAUAUAAUAACAGCUCUAACGGCCAAUCACGGUGACUUGGAACAAGCCUACAACGAAUUAAGUAAAAUGCAGUUGAAACCGUUUUUAAUGAGAAUAUGGGGACCGCCGGUCGGUAAUGAAAAUGAGGCAGGUAACGAGGGGGUCGAUUUAAGGACGCUUGAAAAAAGGGAUGUAUUAACAGAGGAAUCGUUAUUAAAAACGGAAUCGAAAGCAGUAAGUACCCCCUCUUCUAUAAUUAGCACCAAUUCCAGUGAAAAUUUGAAUCAACUUUAUUCCGGAAAUAAUAAAAUUGAAGAAGAUAGUAUGAAAGAUAACAAAGAAGCUUUAGAUAAUUUAGAAAUUGAAAUUUUAAAAAACUUGGAAGAUAUUAAAAUUUUGAGCGAAAACCUAACCCAAGACGAUGAUAUUAAAGAAACUAAUACAAAUAUAGUUGAAAAUAGAAUAAAUAACAUCGAAUUAACUGAAGGAUUUAAUCGAAAUGAAGAAAUACUUGAUGAAAAUGAUGAAAUACUAGAAGAAACUUCAAAUAAGGAUACAAAAAGUUCAGAAAUUGAAAGUCAUCCACUUGGAAUGGAUAAUAAAGAAAAUCAGAAACCUACAACGGGGAAAAUAUAUAUAGAAAAAAGUAGUACCGUAAUCCAUAUUGCGGAUUAUCCUGUAGAACCUAAAAAUUCAGAUGACGAAAGUGAUUUACAAUUUUUAGAUGCUCUAGAAACGCCUAAUCAAGAACCUGAUAAGAAAAACGAAAGAAAAAAAAGCGUUUCUACUAUAAAUUUAUAUUUCGGUGAUAGAAAUAAAGAAAACGCAGAAACCAAUGAAGGAAAUGGUGUAAUGGAAAGCAAAGCUUCGAUUUUAUUGAAACCUGUUACUAAAAAUGAUAAAAAUAAACAGAAAACGUUGAAGAACGAUGAAAGUAGUAGUGAAAUAACUAAAGAAGAGGUUAGUGGUAAGAUACUUAACGAAGAUGGUAAAAAAAUAGGUUGCUUUACCACAAAUGAUGAAAAUGAAGCAAAUAUUGGACAGAAUGAAAGUGGAUCUUACCAAAUCAAAAUUGCACCAGUUGUUUCACAUGAUAAAAGUGAAGAAGCAACUCUGGUAAAUGUAAAUCGAACCGAUAAUGAAAAAAUAGAAAAUAGUGAACGAUUUGGUACUGGAAAUGAAGAAAAAGAUGAUAAAAUUGAAUCAAAAGAUGAAGAAAAACAAAUAAUUGGCAAAGAAAAUGUUAAUGAAGAAAUGAUAGUUCAAUUUUUGAAAGAAAAUAAACAGAAAACUGAAAGAAACGAAAUGAUAUCAAAUUCAUAUACUACUAAAGCUCAAACUGUCUUUAAUCAAACCGUUAAUGAAGAAAUACAAGAUGGUGAACGAUUUGGUACUGGAAUAGUAGAAAAAAAUGAUAAAAUUGAACCAAAAGUUGAUUAUAAUGACGUGGGAUCUUCAAAUGAUGUAAUAGAAGAUAUGGGUGGUACAAAAGAUGAAGAAAAACACAAUAUUAAUGGAAAAAAUUAUAAUGAAGAAUUGAAAAUUCCAUUUAGCAAUAAAAAUGAACAGAAAACUGGAGUAACUGUCUUUAAACAAAUUGUUAAUGAAAAAAUAGAAAAUAGAGAACGAAUUAGUAAAGGAAUUGAAGAGAAAGAUGAUAACUGUGAACUAAAAGUUGGUUAUAAUGAUGAAGGAUCUUCAAAUUAUGUAAUUGAAGAUGUUAAUGAUACAAAAUAUGAAGAAAAACGAAAAAUUAAUGAAAAUAAUGAUAAUUUAAAUCUGGAAAAUCCAAUUGUCGAAGAAAAUAUGCAAAUAAUCGAGGAUAAAAAAGGAAUUGUGACAAAUUUAGUUGAAAAUAACUCAGAUACAAUUGAAUCUCGAAUAGUUUUGAUACAAACAGUUAAUGAAAUAACAACAGAUGGAAAAUAUGUUAACGGUACUGAAUUUGAAGAAAAAAUUGAUAUGGGAGAAUUGAAAGAUGAAAAAACACAAAUGCUUGAUGAAAAAAAUAAUAAUUUUAAAAAGAAAGCUCCAAUAAUGAAACAAAAUGAGAAUAAGAAUGAAAAAAACGUCGUAGUAAAAUCAAACGAACAAACUAUCAAUAACUCAACUAGAAAUACAACUUUUAAGAUAAAUAGGAGAAGAUCAGUUAAAAAACGAAAUAGAUAUGACAAAAAAAAUAUGAAUAAUAAAAUAAAAACGUUCAAAAGUGAGGAAAAUAACCUACCAAAAGAAAAUAACAAUGCUAAUAAUAACCAAAUCGGAAUUUUCACAAAACAACACGAUACAAUAGAAAAAUCACUUUCUUCGAAUGAUAAUUUAAAAAAACAUCAACAAAAACUAUCUACACAAUCAAAUAAUGAACAUUUUCAAAAUAUAAAUAACGAAAUUCUCGUGGAAUCAACAAACAACAACGUAGGUAGAAAUAUUGAGGUUAUAUAUAGCGAAAGCAGUGGCGUAUCAAGUCUGAAGUUGGAGAGCGAGAACCAUCGAACUAUAAAAAAGCCAUCGAGAAUACCGUUGUUGAAGCAACGGUGCAUAUCUAUAACGAACGCGCUUUUAUCGCCGAUGACGGGCGCUAGCAAAAUACCAAUCAAAACGAAAUUUUCGUUUAAAAGAGAAACGAAAACACCGCAAAAAGAAGUAGAAACGUGUAGUUCUCCAGAUAUAAGUCCGGAUCGAGUAAAAGAAAUUAAUAGACAAAAAUUGAUUUCUUCUAAUAAAAAUUCCUUCGAUUCGACCACUAGUUCUAAACAACUUUCUUAUACUAAAUCUUUGGAUAACGAUAGCGAAUCUUCCGUGUCGGACAGUAACAUAGAAGAUUUAUUAGAAGAUGAAAAUAGUUAUGAGGAAUUUGAAGACGAUUCCGAUGACGUACAUAGGAUUAAUUCCGAUAUGGAAACGUUGAAUUCGAAUUUGAACAGGGAUAAUACCGUCAUUGAUAUGAGUAAAAAUAAAAAUUACAGUAUCGAAGAAACUUGCGAAUCGGAAGAUGAUGAUAGUGAUAAUAAUGAAAUGGAAGAUAAUAGACAAUCGAUGACGGAUAUGGAGCGACAGAGCAGACAACUUUUGGCAGAAGGACAAGUUGAAACUUACGAACAAGCCGAAUUAGCUUCAAGCUUACUACAAUUGAAAUUUUCUAAGGAACAAGCACUCGAAGCAGUUAAAAAUUGCCAUUCCAUAGAUGCCGCUAUUUCGUUUUUACAACAAGACUGUGAAUUGUGUGCAGGCAAAUAUCCCAUGAAACAAAUGAUAUCGAUGCUGAAAUGUAUCCACAGAUGCUGUCAGGAAUGCGCUAAAAAUUACUUUACCAUCCAAAUAACCGAUAGAAGUAUCAUGGAUUGUAAUUGUCCGUUUUGUAAACAACCCGAUCUGACUAGCGCCGAUCUAAACGACGAAGAUAUCACAGAAUAUUUCGGAAAUUUGGAUAUACUUUUGAAAGGAAUUUUAGACGAACCCGUACACGAAUUAUUCCAAAGGAAAUUGAGGGAUAGAACAUUGAUGCAGGAUCCACAUUUCAAAUGGUGUAUACAGUGUUCAUCGGGGUUCAUUGCUCAUCCUCGACAGAAACGUUUGAUUUGUCCGGAUUGCAAAUCUGUUACUUGUGCAAAUUGUAGAAGACCGUGGGAGAAACAACACGAAGGAAUCACCUGCGAAAAAUUCGCCGAAUGGAAAGACGCCAACGAUCCCGAAAAUCAAGCAUCCGGCGUGGCGAAACACCUCGCCGAAAACGGCAUAGAUUGCCCCAAAUGCAAAUUCAGAUAUUCCCUAUCGAAAGGCGGUUGCAUGCAUUUCACUUGCACCCAAUGCAAACACGAAUUCUGUUACGGUUGCGGCAAACCGUUCAUGAUGGGCGCCAAAUGUACGGUCGGCCAAUAUUGCGCCAAAUUGGGUCUGCACGCCCACCAUCCGAGGAACUGUCUGUUCUAUUUGAGAGACAAAGAACCUCAACAAUUGGAAAAAUUGCUUAAGGACAAUAAAAUACCCUUUAAAAUAUACAAUAACCUCGAGGACGGCUCCUCCGCGUCGGUAGCUAAAUGUUUGGUGCCGUUACAAAAAGAAACCCCCGCAGGUUUAAUAGAUUCGAUAUGUAAUAACGAAGUACAUUCCGGGGAAUCGGGAUUGUGUAGGGAUCACUAUGUAGAGUAUUUGUGUACUUUGACGUUGAAAAAUAAGUUGGAAACGUUGGAUGUAUUGUCGACCGAUGAUUUGGAAACGGUCGUCAGAAGGGCCGGUAAAAAGUUGCCUCCGAAUGCGUUCGGAACACCCCGAAACGUGUAUCGGUUACGUUUGAAACAGGUAUUCGAAACGCCGUUUUGUUUUUACCAAAAAAUUACCGUAAACUAAUCACACUAAUAUCGACGGGGCCGUUGGGUCGGUUGUUGACCGUUGGUUGCUUAUCGGACGGCUCGGUUACCCCGCUUGAUGGGGUUUUUGUAGUUUUAGGAUAAAAAAAAAAACGGCGUUUCCGGAACGAUAUCACUUAUCUGAUCGUUUGGUUUUUUUUUUUUCUAU